Rhizopus microsporus ATCC 52813 is the source of this 1466-nucleotide messenger RNA. RefSeq names its product TPR-like protein. Lineage: Eukaryota; Fungi; Mucoromycota; Mucoromycetes; Mucorales; Rhizopodaceae. The record is from RefSeq and is a predicted model, not a curated record. The transcript has 3 exons. The coding region runs from base 81 to 1298 and encodes 405 amino acids. Gene Ontology annotation, molecular function: protein binding.
GUAAAUGGACUAGACCACUGAACUCCGAUUUUCAUUCUUAGUGCUAGCUCAAAAAAAAAAUACAAAGCUCUUCAUUUAAAAUGUCAUUGCAUCGAUUCUUCAGACCAAACCUUGUAUCGCGCCUGAAUGUGCAACCACGAGUUUCCGUAAGCCCAUCGUUAUUUCAGCGUUCUCGUUAUGCAACCAGACAACGACCAGCACCACCACCACCGGGCCAAACCAGAACUAUACACAUUCACCCCUUACCCUUAGCACUUAUGGGCUUUGCUGUAGUAUGUCUUGGAGUUGGACUUUAUAACCAUUUCACUUCCGAUGUUCAAAAGUAUCCAGCCAAUAUUCGUCAGUCUCUUCGAAAGGCGCUUUAUUAUCAGCAAGACAAAGAUCUAAAUCUGGCACUAAAGUACUUUGAUGAAGCACUCACUCAAGCACUUGAAUCACCAGAACUAGAAAAGAAUGGCGCACCUUUAACUGGUAUUAUGAUACAGCUUGGCACGCUUCAAGAACGUAUGGGCAAGCUAGCGGACGCUCGACGCACCUUGACACUUGCUCUACGCCACCUGUUGGGGUUGGAAAAUGAUGCGUCGAAGAAGCUACCCAGUGACGCUGUUUUUGAAGUCGAUCUGAAUAGCCUCCCUUCAAUUGAGCAAAGGAAGGCAGUAGGUAUUGCCCAAAAACUAGGAGACAUCACGUCGGCUAUGAAAAUGGAUCAAGAGGCAGAAAAGUGGUAUACAUGGUCAGUAGAGCACUUGCUCACAGUAUCUUCAAAGCCAGUCUCAGAGUAUGGCGAUACGAAUCAAGUCAUCUUUGAUGCAGAACAUAUGCCUUCUUGGUUGACCAAGACCGACGUUGGUGCUGCUCUUGAAGCACUGGGAACCUUUUACGCGUCAAGAAAUAAACCAAGUUUGGCGAUCCAUCUCUAUAUGCGAGCGCUCACUUUAAGUGGAUUGCAUUCUUGCCAGUCAGCGGUUUUAAUGAAUAAUCUAGCAGAGGCUUAUGCCAGCAUGGGUCAAUAUGAAGAAGCCAAAGUAUGGGGACAGAAAGGUUUAGAUAUCGCACAGAAUCCAAAUACAAAAAAGUUAGAAAAAGAUGGCAAGGUAUGUGAUUACACAUGUGGUGCCCUACUCUUCAAUAUGGGCAUGCUUUUUGAGCAAACCAAAGACAAGGCAAAAGCUAUUCACUUUUAUAACAGUGCCCGUAACCAUGGACGUGAACAUAAACAGGCAGAAUGCAUAUUAGAAGCAGAUCGCGCAAUAAGACGCAUCGAAUUUGAGUCACAACGAGACAAUACUUCGCUAUAGACGAGCUGUAAUCAAAGUCUACGUAUACAACUAAAUAGCCUUGUUUACACCAAAACAAAAUGUACUUUUAGUCAUACACAUUUGACACCUAAAUGGCAUCUUUAGGAAAAGAUAUUCACACAUCUUGCUCGAGACUUUUAAAAAAAAAUAAAAAGAAAUUUAUUUUUG